Messenger RNA from Cotesia glomerata, 4809 nucleotides. RefSeq lists its product as uncharacterized. The coding region runs from base 1 to 4809 and encodes 1602 amino acids. NCBI's taxonomy places the organism in Eukaryota, Metazoa, Arthropoda, Insecta, Hymenoptera, Braconidae. The record is from RefSeq and is a predicted model, not a curated record. The transcript has 3 exons.
AUGGGUGACGAUAAGGACUCGUCAACAUCUACUCCAGCGGAUACUCCCCAAGAGGAAACUCCACAUCAUUCAAGGACGCCUAUCAUCCAGAUCGAUCAUCAGAAUCCCAAGCUCCCACUUGUGAAUCCUGCUGAUGCAAACAAGGAUCACAUUAUCGAAUCCGACACCACUGAUGGCGAGAAUCCCAAGGACUCGCUGCUCAGCUCGCAAGAUUCCAAAAAACGUGGACGCAAGCGCUCAAUAAAGGCUUGCGAACUUGAUCUCAAGGUCAGUGGGCAAUUGUCGAGAUUGAAGCUCAUCUCUGAUAUCGAAGCGACGGCUUCAUCACUCACCACUGCUGAAAGCCUGUCGUCACUCAAGGCUCGCAUGGAGGUGCUCAUUCAAGAAUGGCAACAGUUUUCAUUAAUCCAUGACCAUUUAGCCUCCAAUGCCACUGAAGAAUUUCUCCAACAUCCAUACAUCAAGGACGGCACCUUUGAUGUAUCAUACAGAUCUUACAUUGGGGCUCGCACAGCUUUAAGCACUCUCAUUCAUCAACUAGAUGCUCCAGCUCAACCCAUUCCAGCUCAACAAGUUGCACCACGAGUUCCUCAUCGUGUGGCCCUGCCUCCACUGAACAUCAAUCACUUCUCUGGUGAUUACGCCAAAUGGCCAGAGUUCAGGGAUAUGUUCACCUCAAUUGUCAUCAAUUGUGAAGGUCUUCAAGAUGUCGAGCGUCUCCACUACCUAAAGACUCAUUUAACAGGACAGGCAGCUCAAUUAAUAGCUAGUACACCAAUGUGCAAUGAGAACUUUGCAAGUGCAUGGGCUGCAAUUCAGAAGAGGUACGAUGUUCCUCGUCUACUAGUCUCAGCACAAUUGGACAAAUUAUUAAAUUUACUCACUUUGACAUCGAAGUCUGCCAAGCAGCUCUACUCAAUCAUCGAUCAGACCCAUGAAGCGAUCAGUGCACUCGUCGCUCAACAAGUCAAUCUUUGUGCCGGAGAUUGCUACCUUCUAACUCGACUCAUCAUAUCGAAACUGGAUCGAUCAACCCGAGAAGCAUGGGAAUUAUCAUUGGGAUCAUCAGUGGAAUUUCCAUCUCUCUCACAGCUUCGUCAAUUCUUGACUGAACGCGCUCGAGUUCAAGAACGGUACGAGGAGAGUACCAACAAGCCUGGCGAUCAACAGAGGUCAAGUCACUCCAGUUCAAGAUCCACCGCCAAGGCCAUCAAGGGCACAGCACACGCCCACAUGGCUACUUCAAGCACUCAAGGCUCAACGGUGAGUCCAGCGCCUCAGGCAGAAGGGAAAAGGACUCCAGUGGCUCAAUACCCAUGUGACCUGUGCAAGGGAGACCAUUACGUGGUCAGGUGUGAUCAAUUCGGCAGGAUGACACCACAAGAGCGGAUUCAAGUGGUGGAUCAAUUCAGACUGUGUCCAAACUGCCUUGGACACCACCGAGUCGAAACAUGCAAGUCUCGGUUCAGAUCUCCAGGAUCAUCAUACUCGUUCAACACCGUUGCCCAACUUCAAGAUCACCGUACUCAAGAUUCAACAGAUCCAGAUCAUCAUUCAUCAGUUCCAGACUCAUCAACUGGUUGUGUUCCAGCUCAACAUGCUGCAACGUUACUCGCAACGUGCCAAGUCAAUGUCGUGACCAAGCUAAGUACUCAUCCAAUUCGCAUAUUACUAGAUUCCGGUUCUGAAAUCUCUUUUAUUUCAGAUACAUUGGUACAAUUAUUACAUUUACGCCGCACACGUUCCAAUAUAGCCAUUUUAGGAAUCGGCUCAUCAAAGGCUGGUCACACCAAUGGAUGUGUGACAAUUACACUAGUGUCACAACAUUCAGACCAGUCACUCACGCUGCAGGUUCAUAUCCUAGGUCGAUUAACGGAUCAAUUACCAGCUACCUUAAUAGUAGAUGCCGAUGUGGCUCAAUUCUCGGAUCUUACGCUCGCCGAUCCAGCCUUUGCCUCUCCAGGCCCAAUUGAUGUCAUCAUUGGAGCUAACUACUAUGGUCAAGUCAUCACUGGAGAGAUUAUCAGAUGCGAAGCACCUGGAUUGCUCGCAAAAAAUACAAUUUUUGGAUGGAUCAUCCUUGGUCCAGUCCAAGCUAACUUAACAACACCACCUAGGGCUCACCACGCUGUCUCCAAUCAACAUGAUCAGGAUCUCCAGGAUCUAUUAUCCAGAUUCUGGCUUCAAGAGGAGGUCAUGUCCAAUCAUUCGCGCUCGCUAUCACCCGACGAAGAAGCCUGUGAGGCCCACUUCAAGGAUACUCAUUCACGAGACAGCUCUGGCAGAUACAUCGUCAGAUUGCCAUUGAUAUCAUCUCCAAGUCAACUAGGAGAUUCAUAUACUGCAGCACGCCGCUGCUUACAACAUCUCAUGCGUCGUCUCGAUCAUGAAACAAGACUCAAGACACUUUACAUGCAAUUCAUGAAGGAGUACCAAGAUAUCAAUCACAUGCAGCCUGCAGUUUUACAAUCAUCAGCAACUCAGUACUUCCUACCUCAUCAUGGGGUACUGAAGGAAGACAACAAUUCAAGCAAGAUCCGUGUGGUUUUCAAUGGCUCAAAACCAACCAGCUCAGGACUCUCACUCAACGACAUCAUGCAUACUGGGCCGAAGUUACAAGUCAACAUCUUUGAUGUGCUUAUCACAUCAAGAAAACAUCGGUUCAUCUUCAUCACAGACGUUACCAAGAUGUAUCGACAGAUACAAGUCCAUGAAGAUGAUCAAGAUCUUCAACAAAUUCUCUGGUUCGACAAACAAGGAAACAUCAUCCCAUUCAGGCUCACCACCGUCACAUACGGCACAAAAGCAGCUCCUUACCUUGCCGUUCGAGCCCUACUCCAGCUCGUAGAAGAUGAAGGACAUCGGUUCCCAUUAGCAAUCACACCACUCACGAAAGGUCGCUAUGUUGAUGACAUCUCCGGCGGCACAGACGACUUCACAUCACUUCAAGCAGUUGCUGAUGACACUGAACGUCUCUGCACGGCGGGCGGCUUUCCACUCGCAAAAUGGGCAAGCAAUCAUCGCAGAUUACGUCAACUCAAUCGUGCGGAAGCGAUUACACAAUACAAAAUUGAGGAUCCAGAAGUCAGCACCAAGAUUUUGGGGAUGUACUGGUCUUCACACAGAGAUCAAUUUUCAUUUAAGCAUUCACCAUCGUGCACCACUCAACCUUGCACGAAACGUGCAAUAUUAUCAGAGAUUGCUCAAAUAUUCGAUCCACUGGGAUUCCUAUCACCAAUCAUUAUUCAAGCUAAGAUGUUUAUGCAGGAACUCUGGCUUGUGAAAUUCGGCUGGGACACUCCACUGUCAGCUGAUCUUCGGCAUAAGUGGAUAUCAUUCAAGAAACAACUCAACAUGAUCAACAUCAUCAAGAUUCCCAGAUGGAUCCACUCGUCCACGACUUCAACUCUAGAAAUCCAUGGAUUCUCCGAUGCAUCGCAAUUGGCGAUGGCGGCAGUAGUAUUCAUCAAGGUCCUACCAGCAGAUCAUUCCCAAGAAGCAAAGGUUACGCUGCUUUGCUCCAAGACCAAGGUGGCACCGUUAAAACAUUUAACUAUUCCACGCUUGGAACUCACCGCUGCUCACAUGUUGGCAAAACUAGUCAAGCAUUAUCUAGUUCCAGAUGGCCACUGGAAGUUUGUCCCUGGCACGGAAAAUCCAGCAGAUUGUGCAACUCGAGGCUUGACAACAGCUCAACUCAAGGAUCAUCGACUAUGGUGGUCUGGCCCACCAUGGCUACUCAGAGAUUCAUCGUCCUGGCCAACCAGCCCAAUUCACCUCGAUGCAGAUGAUCAACUAGAAGAACGUCUAAUCAAGGCAUUCUACGUUUCAGCUCAGCCCUUGGAAUCAACAUGGAAAAUCAUGGAACGCCCAAUCCCGUUGCUGCGCAUGCUCAGAGUCACAGCAAUAUGUUGGAGAGUGCGCGACAUGAUCCAGUGCAAACCAAACUCAACUUUGAUCCAUCCAAUCACGUCUCAAGAAAUCAACCUAGCACUUCAAUUCUGCAUCAAGGAAACUCAGCGAGUUCACUUUCAUUCUGAGCUCCAACUACUCGCAAAACAAGCAUCAUGGCCUAAGGAUCACCCGUUUGCCCGAUUGGUUGCCUUUCAAGACACCGAUGGCAUCAUUCGUGUAGGAAGGAGGCUGGAAAAUGCUCCAGACUCUGAUCAACAAAAGCACCCUGCAAUUUUACCUCGUGAUGCUGCUCUGACUCGGCUCAUCAUCUCUGAUGCUCAUCAGCGUACCAUGCAUGGUGGAACUCAACUCACCCUAGCAUGCACUCGUCAACGAUAUUGGAUCAUCGGUGGACGUCAACCUGUUCGCUCACACAUUCUCAAAUGUCUCGUCUGUGCUCGACAUCGAGGUGUUCGAGCUCAACAAUUAAUGGGACAGCUACCAGCUCAACGUGUCACUCCAUCCCCACCAUUCUCACAUACAGGAGUUGAUUACGCUGGUCCAGUAUCAAUUAAAUCUUGGAAAGGAAGAGGAUCAAAGGUAUACAAAGGCUGGAUCUGUGUGUUCGUCUGCUUGACUACUUCAGCAGUCCAUCUGGAUCUCGAAGUGAUUAUUUAUCAUCAGGAUUCAUCGCAGCUCUCAGACGAUUCAUCCAUCGUCGAGGUGUCUGCACAUCACUCUACAGCGACUGUGGGACAACGUUUCAAGGCGCAUACUCAGAAAUCAAACGACUCUUCGUCCAAGGAACUCAGGAAUCAAGAGAUCUACUCGAUUGGGCCACAGUACAUCAGAUUACAUGGCAUUUCAAUCCACCAGCAGCUCCUCACAUGGGUGGAAAGUGGGAGGCAGCUGUGA